GCCAACAUUUACUGGAUUCCCGAAAAUUGGGGCGUUACACCUUUCAUACACAUUUAAUAUUCUUUAUAGGGAUAGACACAGUGGUAUUCCCAGUCUGACUUUGUUUAGUGGGAGAAAAUAUGAUGAUUAGCACUCCGUCUACACUUAAACAACAGCUUUUCUAAUUAUGCUGGAAAUGGCAAUGGCAAUGACAAGGAAAAUGUUGCUGGGGUUUUGGAGACCAAUGGGGAUCUUAAACCCAAAUUCCAAGGGGAAAAACGAGCUAUACAGGUUGGUGGCCCUGAAGAUGUGUAUCUUGCUGCCAAAUCCUUACUCCUCUCGAUGGGAAAAGAGGAACUGCAAGAGGCUAUUGAUUUUAUAUCUCUGUUCGGGUAAAGUAGGCUUUGUGCUUCAGUCAGAGCUGCCUUGGUUCUUAGUGGUAGUAUGGGUUCUAUCUAAUUCAAAAAUGAGAAAGAAAAGGAAAGAAUGGGCAGAUAAUGUAUCUUUCAAAAAUGAUGAAAGUGCCACGAGUAGAGUCAAAACUAAGAGUGUUUUGUUUCAAGAUUCAGUUCCGAACUCAGGUUUGGCGGUAUCUCCAUAGUAAAUCUGAUUUGAUAAAUUUACAAUAUUAUUCAAUAA
Molecule: messenger RNA, 618 nt
Organism: Gossypium arboreum
Lineage: Eukaryota; Viridiplantae; Streptophyta; Magnoliopsida; Malvales; Malvaceae
Exons: 2
Coding region: 167-580 (137 amino acids)
Source: RefSeq, a predicted model, not a curated record